Cavia porcellus (domestic guinea pig) is the source of this 4023-nucleotide messenger RNA. It is a transcript of the gene Fam161b, whose product is annotated as FAM161 centrosomal protein B. Gene Ontology annotation, biological process: cilium organization. Gene Ontology annotation, cellular component: cilium. The record is from RefSeq and is a predicted model, not a curated record. The transcript is spliced from 9 exons. Lineage: Eukaryota; Metazoa; Chordata; Mammalia; Rodentia; Caviidae. Bases 71 to 2032 code for a protein of 653 amino acids.
GGGCGUGUCUGCACUGUCAAGGGCGCCACAGCCGCUGUCACAACAGCUGCUGCUUCUUCUGGCUGCGAAAAUGACUGUGGGGGGCCCUGCGGGAGCCUCUGGCAGCGCAGAGUUCAGCCGUCAGAUAUACGCUCCAAAAUCCUCCUCAGACACUGAGACAGAAGAUGAACUAUCUGGGGAUGGGCUGGUGUUGCCCAGAGCUGGCAAACUCUAUGAGUUUCUCAGCCCAGAAGAAGAGACAGACUCUACUUCUGACUCCACUGGGAGCUUUUACGGGACCCUGCAGGUUCUAAAGCAGAAAGGCAGCUGGGGUCUGUUGGAGUCCCUCACAGCCUCUGACCUAGACAGUGAUAAGAGCAUCUCUGAAGAUGAAGAUCUGGAGAGUUUCUUCCAAGACAAGGGCCGAGGGAGGCCGCCGGUCCAGUGCCCUCCAUCUGUGAGAUCCGCUUUCUCCCCCAGGCGUGAACCCAGGAGACGUUGCAGUUCUCUGAGCAGCCUUCCCUGUGAUGUCCCCGAGGCCCAGGCCCAGCCACCCUCAGGCUCUGGGCUUCACUCCCGACACAGAAGCAUCAGCUCUUGGGCAUCUUCCAUCACUGUCCCUCGGCCAUUCCACAUGACACUGCGUGAGGCCCAGAAGAAAGCCCAGUGGCUGGCCUCACCUGCUUACUUUGAACAAGGGAAGCAGCAGGCCCAGAGGCAGGGCCAGGAGGAGGCUGAGUGCCACCGGCAGUUUCGGGCACAGCCUGUGCCAGCACACGUCUACCUGCCCCUGUACCAGGAGAUCAUGGAGCGCAGUGAAGCCCGGAGGCAGGCAGGCAUCCAGAAGAGGAAGGAACUGCUCCUCUCUUCCCUGAAGCCCUUCAGCUUCCUGGAGAAGGAAGAGCAGCGGAAGGAAGCUGCUCGACAGAGAGACUUGGCUGCCACAGAUAAGGCUGAGGUCCCCCAAAAGAAAGCCACUCGAAGGAUCCCAAAGUCCGUUCUGGAGCCCGCCCUUGGAGACAAACUUGAGGAAGCUGAGCUCUUCAGGAAAAUUCGCAUCCAGAUGCGGGCCCUGGACACGCUGCACAAGGCCGCCUCCCCUCUGGCCUCCUCUAGCAGCCGGCCUAACCCACAGCCCCGCACAGCUGCCCGUACUCAGGAGAAGAAGCUCAGCUUCCUGCAGACCAACUUUGGAUUCCAGCCUCAGGUGAAUCCUGUCAUCCCUGACCACGAGGCCCUCUACAAGGCUUUCCAGAGGAGAGCUGCCAAGAGAAGGGACACACGAGAGGCCACUCGCAACAAGCCUUUCUUACUGAGGACCGCCAGCCUGUGCCACCCUCCGCGGUCUUGUGACACAGCAGCUUCCAGAGGAAGAAAGGGUUCCCUAGAGCCACCAGCUACACCCCUGCCCAGGAGUCGCUCUCUGAGUGGCCUUGCUUCGCUUUCUGUUAACACCCUCCCUGUGCACAUCACAGAUGCCACCAGAAAGAGGGAGUCUGCAAUCAGAAGUUCACUUGAAAAAAAGGAGAAGGCAGAUGAGAGUAUUCAGUGGUUAGAGAUGCACAAAAAGAAGUGUCAAGCACUGUCAAAGUCUGUGGCCUUGCGUGCAAAAGCCAUGGAUCCCCAUAAAAGCCUGGAGGAAGUGUUCAAAGCCAAGCUGAGAGAGAACCAGAACAAUGACCGUAAAAGAGCACAAGAAUAUAAAAAAGAACUGGAAGAAAUGAAGAAGAGAAUACAAACAAGGCCCUAUCUCUUUGAACAAGUUACCAAGGACCUUGCCCGGAAAGAAGCAGAGCAACGGUAUCAAGCCACGCUGAGGCAGGCUGGGCUGGAGGAGGACUUCGUAAAGAAGAAGAGUCAGGGCACCCGAGCUGUGCACUGGAAGGAUGACGCCCAAGGCAAGGAUUUGCCCAGUACCAAUGAAAUUAUAACACUCAACAUCAGGGAUCCACAGCAAGAUUCAGAGGAACCCCUAAAACAGGUGACAAGCACUAAGAAAGCCUUGGAGAUGUUGUCUUAUGAAUCACCAGACAAUCUCAAACCACGCACUUAACCAGUACACUUAACAUUACUGCUUCUGAACAUCAUGCAUCUAACUAGGAGCUGAGUGAAAGCAAACAAAAUUUGGAUGUCAUGGCCACAUGGUGAAGUGACAGAAGCAAUUUGAGGAAAUCAAAAUAGACAAGUAUAGAGUAGUGGGAUCACAGUUCACAGGUAAAGUACUUGCUUUUUCCCUGACACUUAAAUAGAGGGUAGUAUUUUCCUUUAGAAUACUCCCUGCUUGUCCAGAGUAGCUCUCACUAUGUAGCCCAGGAUAGCUUUGAACUCUGUGAUCCUCCUGCCUCAGCCUCCUGUGUGCUAGGAUUACAGGUGUGUGCUAUCACACCCAGCCACAUUUAUAUGAACCUGCGUUUCCAAUGGAUGGCAGUCAGCAGCUGCAUCUACCAUAUUCUAUCAUGUCUGAACAACCCUCACUAAGUCCAGACCUUCAGAAAUUGCCAAUGAUGACAUAAGUAUGUUUGAAACAAGAGUGAGUUUAAAUGGCAAUCUUUUACUGUUUUUUUUUUUAAAUUUGAACAUUCAACCAUAUAUUCUGAUUACACCUCAUAUAGGCAUGUACCACCAGCCCCGAAUAAAGUUUUUCAUUUCUAUUGGCCAGGCACACCAUUCCAAAAGAUGUUUCUUCAUGCUGGGUAUGGUAGUGCACGCCUAUAAUCCCAGCAUUUCGGAGGCAGAGGCAGAGGCACAUCUGAAUUUGAGGUUAGCCUGACCCUGUCUCAGAAACCAGUGGUGCUCCCUGUCUCGAUACCACAAAAGGAUAGUGGUGGUGAUACACAAGCCCAGAUGCCUACUGGGGUUAAUCAUGAAACAAAUGAGUCGGGCUGGGGAUUUAGCUCAGCACCUGCAUAAGCACCUGCCUUGCAAGCAGGCAGUCGUGAGUUCAAUCCCCGGUACCGAUAAAAAGGAAGACAAAAAAAAAAAAAAAAAAAGAAAGAAAGAAACAAAUGAGUCAAAUUGAUAGAUGCAAGGUAGUAGGAGUAAGUAAUGAGUAUAAAACCUGCUGGAAAACAGGCCCAACACUGCCAGAUCAACAUUUUCACCUGAAACCAGGAAUUUACACGUUUGCAACUAAUUAAAAAUAAUUUAAUGAAAUGAAUUUGGAAAAAAAAUUCAGCCAGGCAUGGUGGUGCAUGCCUAUAACCCAGAACUCAAGCAGCUGAGGAAAGCCAGGGAUUUAGCUCAGUGGCAUAAACUGGCCAAGCCUAACCUGUAUAGUGAAAUCCUGUCUCAAAAAGAUAAAGAUUAUUCUAAAAUAUAGCUUUGGUAUGGUGGUACAUGCCAGUAAUCUCAGCAUUCUAGGUGGCUGAGGCAUGAAGGCCUUGAGUAUGAGAUCAGCAUGGGCAAUACAGCAAGAUCCUGUCUCAAAAAAUAAUAAGGGCUGGAGAUAUAGCAAAGGCUCUGGCUUCAAUCCCUAGUAGUUUAAAUUGUGUAGGUAAAAUACAACAUGUGUUUCUUAACCUGAGCAACUGAUACUUUGGGACAGGUAAUUUUUUGUUGGUGGUUAGAGAAAGAACCUGUGUAUUGUAGGAUGUUUUACAGCACUUUUGCUUCUAUCUACUAAAUGCCAGUAGUUCCCCUCUCCUGAUGUGACAACCAAAAAUGUCACCAGAUAUUGCCAAAUGUUUCUAGGUAAAAAAUCACUGUUGUAGGAUCAAAGUAAGGCUACAGAAUUUAUUUUCUGAGGAGGGUCUUGCUGUGGAAGUUAGCCUUCAACUUGUGACAAUCAUCCCCUCAGCCUGUGUGCCAGGAUUACAGGCAUAUGCCACAUCAGGCACAGAACCUAGCAUUUUAAGAAUACAUAUUUGCUGUGAAUUAAUUCUGCAUAGUUUAGGAUGAUUAUGUAUGUAAUUAAUAAAUUAAGAACUGUAAUUAUUUAAAAGGAACUAAUUUUUCCUGUUACCUGUUUAAAUGUGCUACUUUAUGCAUGUGUGUGUGUUAGCAUGGAAGAGAUCAUUUUAAAUAAAUUUAAAACUUUUCUGGAAA